This is a messenger RNA of Vicia villosa (hairy vetch), 1469 nucleotides long. RefSeq lists its product as uncharacterized. The transcript has 3 exons. Gene Ontology annotation, molecular function: nucleic acid binding; zinc ion binding. Lineage: Eukaryota; Viridiplantae; Streptophyta; Magnoliopsida; Fabales; Fabaceae. The record is from RefSeq and is a predicted model, not a curated record. The coding region runs from base 201 to 1217 and encodes 338 amino acids.
GCAGAGAUGGAAACAACCAAAUAUAUCCAAUAGCUUAUGCUGUUGUUGAGGCUGAAACCAAAGACUCAUGACAGUGGUUCUUGCAUCUACUACUAGAAGAUUUAGGAGCAUUCAAUGAAAGGUGCUAUGGCUUUAUUUCUGACCAACAGAAGGGUUUGGUUCCUGCUAUCCAAGAAUUAGGUGACAAUGUGGAGCAAAGAAUGUGUGUCAAACACCUUUAUGGUAAUUGGAAGAAGAAACAUUCUGGAUUGGUGCUUAAACAGGCCAUGUGGGCAGCAGCUAGAGCUACUUGUGUUCCUAUGUUUGAUAGAGCAAUGGAGAAGUUGAAGCUUCUAAAGCCAGAUGCAUGGAAGGACAUGGCUGACAUUCCUGCUAAAUAUUGGUCAAGAUCUCAUUUCAAGACAUUUUCAAAGUGUGAUAUUCAGGUUAAUAACAUGUGUGAGGCAUUUAACAGGGAAAUUUUAGAGCAUCGAGACAAGCCAAUCAUAACACUUUUGGAAGGAAUCAAGCAUUAUAUCACAAAGAGGAUAACUAAACAGAAGACACUAUUACAGGACUAUGAGGGUGUUAUAUGUCCUAGAAUCCAAUUGCUCAUAGAGAAGAACAAACAGGAGGCACAAAACUGGACCCCUUCUUGGCAUGGUGAUGAUGACUUAUCCAUCUUUGGAGUUACCAAUGGAGUUGAGACUUACUGUGUCAAUCUGAAAAAUGAAUCAUGCAGCUGCAGAAAAUGGGAGUUGUCUGGAAUCCCAUGCAGUCAUGUUAUCUCUUGCAUUUGGAGCAUUAGGAAAAAACCUGAAGGAUAUGUGUCUCCAUAUUAUAGCAAGCUUACAUUUGGAAAGUGCUAUGCUAACAUUGUGUUUCCAAAUAAUGGACCACAACAUUGGAACAAUGUUGACCAUGUGCCAAUGUCUCCUCCUGUCAUGAGAAGGGCAAUUGGCCGCCCUAAGAAGAUGAGGAACAAAACAUCUGAUGAGCCAAAGAAUCCCUUUGUUCUUCCUAAGAAGUUUGGAACUGUCACUUGCAACAAAUGUGGACAAGCUGGACACAACAAGAGGAGCUGUAAGGGAAAGAGGGCAGCUGAUAGGCAGAUACCUAAAGGGGGCAACAAGGCAAAGAAAGCUAAGACAACCAAUAAGGCAAAGAAGAGUAAGGGAAAAGAAAAACCAGUUGAGAUUGGUCAAGGAUCUCAGGCACCUCAACCAACUCAGGAUUAGGAGGCAAUGAUGCCUUUCUUUUUGAAUGUAACAAUGUUGCAUUAGUAUGAAAGUUUGUUGUGAUUGUAAAACAAUAUGAUAUUUUGGGUAUUUUGUAGUGAUUAGUCAUCAUUGCCAAACAAUAUGGUAAAGCUGUUUGGAUCUCAGUAUGAAAACAACAUGGCUGUCAAACAAUAUUUUGUAAUCUUAUGUUUUAAAUUUGCUGCUACUGAACCACUUAUGUAAUGGCCAUCAUUUGGAUAAUUUCAUAUA